Messenger RNA from Aspergillus glaucus CBS 516.65, 720 nucleotides. Its product is annotated as putative TFIID and and SAGA complex TAF10 subunit. The record is from RefSeq and is a predicted model, not a curated record. Gene Ontology annotation, molecular function: promoter-specific chromatin binding; RNA polymerase II general transcription initiation factor activity. Lineage: Eukaryota; Fungi; Ascomycota; Eurotiomycetes; Eurotiales; Aspergillaceae. The coding region runs from base 1 to 720 and encodes 239 amino acids. Gene Ontology annotation, biological process: transcription initiation at RNA polymerase II promoter. Gene Ontology annotation, cellular component: SAGA complex; transcription factor TFIID complex; nucleus. The transcript is spliced from 3 exons.
AUGGCCGACCAACAACAACCUCCCGUGCAGCCGCAGCAGGAGCCUGACGCGAACAACCCAGAACUGGACGUGCCGAUCGAGCAGGAAGAUAUCGAUAUGAAUAACGGCGAGAAUACGGCUGGUGCUGGUGCGAAUGGGGAAGGACUGGGGAAUCCGUUGCAGGAGGCUGUUCCUACGUCGGUCGAUGCGCUUGCUGCGGCUGCAGCGCCGUCGAAGAAAGAGACUAGUCUAAGGGAGUUUUUGGGGAAGAUGGAUGAGUAUGCGCCUAUUAUCCCCGACGCCGUAACAGCCCACUACCUUACCCUCGCCGGCCUCCCACCCCCGGGCCACGGAUCCAACCAAACACCACCACACCUCGCGCGCCUCCUCUCCCUCGCCGCCCAGAAAUUCAUCGCCGACAUCGCCGCAGACUCCUACCAAUACGCCCGCAUUCGCGCCUCCAACAGCUCCUCCGCGAGCAACCCCAUGGGCAGUCUCAACGCAGCCUCGGGCUUGGUCCCUGGGGCUGCGGGAGCCGGUGCUGCGGGCGGCGGUGCUGGUGUGUCGGCGGAGUCGGGGAAGGGGAAGGCUGGGACGCAUUUGGGGAUUCAGAGGCCUGGUUUUGGGGGUGGUGGGAGUGGGGGGUCUGGGCAGGGACGGACGGUGCUUACGAUGGAGGAUUUGGGGAUGGCGGUUGGGGAGUAUGGGGUUAGUGUUAAGAGGGGGGAGUUUUAUCGGUAG